Molecule: messenger RNA, 3499 nt
Organism: Microbotryum saponariae
Lineage: Eukaryota; Fungi; Basidiomycota; Microbotryomycetes; Microbotryales; Microbotryaceae
Source: the annotation of a GenBank genome assembly
AUGAGCUGGCUCAGUUCGCUCGCCGGCUCGGUCGCCAACACCGUCAUUUCGGCCUCGGCUUCGGCGCUCAGUGGGGGGAACAACGUGCCCGGUCUGCCCGGAUACACCCUCGGCGACAAGCUGUACCACUUUGACCGCCGGAGCAUUUGGACCGUAUCGAAUGCGACCAAAAAGGUGCGUACGCUCACAACCCACCCUUCACCUUGAUCGUCGUCGGCGCACGCGCACGCACACCGCGUCGAGCCAUCCAACACGUCAUGGCGAGCGCCUCAGCGCAGCAUGCGACUGAUGCACCCACCCCCCUUUCGUCUCGGCAGGACGACUCGUCUUCCGUCACCGUCUUUUCCUUCGACCUCAACGCACCUCAGCAACCCAACCAAGGUGCAGCCGGCUCCUCCAAUGACCGUAAAGCCCAACUCGUCCUGGCCAAGAACGCGCUCCGCAAACUCCGCGCCCUGCGACACCCACACAUCCUCAAGUUCCUCGAUGGCGUAGACACCGAUACGACCGUAUGGAUCGUCACCGAACCCGUGCGCUCUCUCUCCCUCGAACUUGAUAGCGCUGGAACACCCUUGGCCGAGGAAUCCAAAGUCUACGGACUCUUGCACCUCGUCACCGCGCUCGCCUUCCUCAACAAGGAUGGCGCGAGCAUACACGGCAACAUCAGACCCGAGAGCGUGUGGAUCACACAGGGUGGGGAGUGGAAGUUGGGUGGCAUGGAAUUGACCACGCGCAAGGACGACGACUCGGGCGUCAUUUGGGUAAGUUCUGGCCUCAGCCUUGGGGCGGGAAAGACUCGACGCUGAUGCGGACCUUGCCUUGCUCUCAGAACUAUGCCGGUCUUUUACCCGACGCGAGGAGCUACACAUCGCCCGAGGUUCGAAAGGGUGGAUGGACAGCUUUAAAAGAGUCAGUGCAACCUCCACCCGUUGACAGCAAUCAGCUUACCCAAGCGAUCCCUCCAACCCCUUCAGACACGAAGCCUCGGCCCUCGACUCGUACCAACUCUACCUCCUCAUCUUCGUCAUUUUCAACGGCGCCCUGCCCCCAACCUUCUCCUCCUCCUCCUCACCCCCCACCCUCCCCGGUACCCGUGGCCAAACCCCCCAAAACAUCUACACCACCUGGCGACGGCUCGGCAACCCCAACCCCAAAGCCCGCCUUCGCACCGACCUCUUCCUCGAACUCGGCAUCGGUUCCGAAUCGGGGACACCCGGAUGGUGGCCUUCGAAUCGACUCGUCAAACUCUCCGCUGCACUCGAAGGCUUCUCCCUCGCUUCCGAGGCGGAAAAGAUGGAGUUGUUGAAGAUGCUCAAAACCGUCAGUGACGCCAACGCCACCGCCGCAGCCGGUUCGACCAAGAAACGAGCGAGCAACGCUUUACCCGACGAAUUCCUCAAAUACAAAGUACUCUCUUCGCUCGUCAGGACUUUCGAAUUCGGUGGAGGAGGUCCGGCGUUGUUGCCCAUCAUUUUGAACCUCGCUUCGGGGCUGUCGGAACAGGAGUACGCACAGAGCAUCAUUCAACCGCUCGUGAGGAUGUUUGCGACGCCUGAUCGAGCGACGAGGAUGGCGCUAUUGGAGGGACUGGACAAGUUCGCGGACAAGUUGUCCAACAAGGAUGUGACGGAAAAGAUUUGGCCCCAUUUGGUGGGUCCCGCAAGGUCCGAGAGAUCUCGUGAAGGAGAGUUGCUGACACCUCGAAUUCUCUAUGUACCAGCUCUCGGGUUUUGGAGAUGUUGUUCCCGUCAUUCGAGAAGCGACGGUCAAGUCGGUCUUGCUGAUCGCACCCAAGGUGUUUUAGAACCGAGUGUCGUCGAGGUCGAAAGGUGUCCUGACUAAAAUCUGGGUACGACGCUCACAGCUUUCGGACCGAAUCCUCAACAACGACCUCCUUCGACUUUUAGCACGCUCGCAAACCGAUCCCGAGCCAGGUAUUCGCACCAAUACCUGCAUCCUUCUCGGUCGACUCUCUCGCCAUCUCCAACCUUCCAUGAACCGCAAAGUGCUCGUGCCCGCCUUUGCCCGCGCCCUCCGAGAUCCCUUCAUCCACGCUCGUAUCGCCGGUUUGAUGGCCUUGAUGGCCACCGCAGACGUGUACGAGAAGGAAGAUCUAGCCGGCAAAGUCAUUCCCGCCAUGUCGAUCUGCCUCAUCGAUCGAGAGAAAGCCGUUCGUGAUCAAGGGUACAAAGCGAUCGAAUUGUUCAUCAAAAAGUGCGAGCAGUUGACGAUCAACAUGCCCGAGACGGCGGCGACGGUCGAUGAAAAUGGGAACCCCAUCAUUCCUGGUGGGGUUGCAGGCGCAGGAGCGGCUUCGGCAACUUCGACGACGAUGGCGAUGAAAGCUGCUAAUGCGACUCAACCUGGACUUGCGACCAAUGCUGCUGGAGCGGCGGGGGCGUUGGCAGGCUGGGCCUUUGCGAGCGUUUCGAAAAAGUUGUCGUCGGCCGAAGCGGCGGCACACAUGUCGGCCGGUCCUUCGAUUCCAGCCUCGGCGAUCUUACCCCCCGUAGCAUCGCCACCUAAACCUGCUGGUCGAGCGACGAACGGCCAUGGCCCCCAAUCAUCGAUCCAUCGACCAUUCCAAAGCUCCUCCCUCGCUCUUCCGGGAGGUUUCGACGAAGACGACGAAGAAGACGAAGACGAAGACGGGAGUGCCGGUCCCGAAGAUUGGGGUCAAGACCUAAUGGACGUCAACGCCGAUGAAGACGAUUGGGACCAAUUCGAAUCUGGUUCUUCAGCACCUCGCAAAGUCGAUCCUUUAGCCGCUCGAUUAUCUUCCACCAAACCCAAACCGUUCAAAUUGGGCGGCAGUAGUGCGAACAAGGCUUCCAAGAUGCCGAUGAUGGACUUUGACGCUGCUGCUGAAGCGUGGGAUACGGAAGAGGCCUCGGGCUUUGGGGGGAUGAAUAAACCGGCUUCGUUGGCGAGCGUGAGGAAACCGCCACCGAAUUUGAUGGCUUCGGCUGUACCGGCGGGUCCGAAACAGGUUGUCUCGCUCGCUCCGAGACCGACGCGAACACCAAUUGCGGUCAAUACAUCACCUAGGAAACCUAUCCGACUUCUCGUCGGCAAUACAGCGGCUAGUCGAACGCCCAUGUCCCCACCCCGACCCUCGAACAGCUCCGUCGAAUCUUCGCCUAGGACACGCCAACUCUCCACACCUCAAUCACCUCCACCUCCGCCACCUGCACCCAAUCCUUUCGCGGAUAUCAUCUCUUCACCCCAACCACGCGUCUUCAGUCCUCCCCCUCCUGCACCGGUCCUUCCCGAAUUCGAUUCCGAUCCUAUCCCUUCACCACGCGUAGCGAGUCCUCCGUUACGGACUGGAUCGCCUGCAAUCUCAGUGGUCUCGACGUCGAACGAGACGAUUAAAUCGAACGAAGGAGAAGCUGUAGGUACAGGGGCGACGGUGUGGAUGACGAAGGAGGAGAAGAUGGCGCAUGCGAGGGAACAGAGGAGGUUGAGGAUGGCCCAGGCCAAGGCGAGGGCUAAGUAA